Trifolium pratense (red clover) is the source of this 1173-nucleotide messenger RNA. Its product is annotated as pyruvate, phosphate dikinase, chloroplastic-like. Gene Ontology annotation, molecular function: pyruvate, phosphate dikinase activity. The transcript is spliced from 4 exons. NCBI's taxonomy places the organism in Eukaryota, Viridiplantae, Streptophyta, Magnoliopsida, Fabales, Fabaceae. The coding region runs from base 18 to 674 and encodes 218 amino acids. Gene Ontology annotation, biological process: pyruvate metabolic process; phosphorylation. The record is from RefSeq and is a predicted model, not a curated record.
GUUUGUAGAGAGCUUUAAUGAUAUUGGAAAAGCAGGCACUUUCUCCACCAUCUCUAACUGAUGAUAUGGAAACUUUCAUGUCUUGGGCUGAUGAAAUAAGGAAACUGAAGGUUUUGGCAAAUGCUGACACACCUGAAGACGCAAUAAAAGCUAGACGAAAUGGUGCACAAGGGAUUGGACUUUGCAGGACAGAACACAUGUUUUUUGCUUCAGAUGAGAGGUUAAAGGCUGUAAGAAUGAUGAUCAUGGCUGUUACCCUAGAACAAAGGAAAGCUGCGCUUGAUUUGUUGUUACCUUAUCAAAGAUCAGAUUUUGAAGGAAUUUUUCGUGCAAUGGACGGUCUCCCAGUUACAAUCCGAUUGUUAGAUCCUCCACUUCAUGAAUUUCUUCCUAAAGGUAACUUGGAGCAAAUUUCCAGUGAACUAACUUCUUUGACAGACAUGAAAAAAGAAGAAAUAUCCUCUAGGAUAGAAAAACUCUCAGAAGUUAAUCCCAUGCUUGGUUUUCGCGGCUGCAGGUUGGGAAUAUCAUAUCCAGAAUUGACCGAGAUGCAGGCUCGCGCAAUUUUCCAAGCUGCUGUUUCAGCGAGUAAAGAUGGUAUUGCAGUUCAUCCUGAGAUAAUGGUUCCACUUGUCGGCACACCUCAGGCAUGGUCCUUUAUAUAUAUGCAUUAAAAAGGACCUUACAUUUCAAUGGAAAUAUCUUUUAGGCAUAGAAUCAUAAAACAAACUAAGGAUCAUUUAUCUAAAUGAUGUUAAUAAAGUUAUAUGAGCACGAUCGUUUAGCCAAAGGAAUGGAUUAAGUUAAUUACAACAAAACUAUAUACCUGUGGGUGUGGUUUCAACAAAACUAUGGUGAGGUUUCAAAAAAAAAUUGUAUAGCAGCAAAAUUAUAGUUUGUAGUAUUACAUGAUUGAACUUGUAUAGCAGUAGCAUUAUAGUUUAAUAGCAAUAAAAAAAAAUUGUAUGGCAUAAAAAUUUAUACUAUAAAUUAUAUUACAUGAUUGAACUUGUUGAAUGGUUUUGGCUGUAUUUAAUUUAAGCCCUGAUAGAGUAUUCACAUAGUGGUCUGUAGUGGAUAAAAAGAGGUACCAAUACAUAUGGUCUGUUUGUGAUGCCUAAAAAUUGUACAGGAAGCAAAAAACGAAAAAAAAAAAAAAAAUAUCAAACAUAC